Camelus dromedarius (Arabian camel) is the source of this 6511-nucleotide messenger RNA. RefSeq lists its product as uncharacterized. Lineage: Eukaryota; Metazoa; Chordata; Mammalia; Artiodactyla; Camelidae. The record is from RefSeq and is a predicted model, not a curated record. The transcript has 6 exons. Bases 536 to 1450 code for a protein of 304 amino acids.
CCGGCUUGUUCUCCCGGUCAAACAUGGAGAUGAUCGACCGGACAGUCACUGGCUUAAACGGAGUCCACGUGCCGUUCGACAGCGCUUGUUGAAGCUCGUUGUCCGAUAUCACGCCGCUCCUGUCUUUGUCAACCCCCUGGAAGACGUUCCACAGGAAGCUCUGGUCCGGCAGCGCUGCGCCCGUGGCAGGGCCGGCCCCGGGGCCCGGGCGGUACAGGCCCUUGAUGAGCCUCCCUAUUUGACAGUGGGCACUGAUGUGAGUGUGAAAUACAGAGGAGCCUUUUGUGAAGCCAAGAUCAAGACAGCAAAAAGACUUGUCAAAGUCAAGGUAACAUUUAGGCAUGAUUCUUCAACAGUGGAAGUUCAGGAUGACCACAUAAAUGGCCCACUAAAGGUUGGAGCUAUUGUGGAAGUGAAGAAUCUUGACGGUGACUAUCAGGAAGCUGUAAUCAAUAAAUUAACAGACGCGAGUUGGUACACUGUAGGAACCACAGCCCAAGCUUCCCCUCUGUGGUCUAGCAGAGGCGGGGCAGGUAUGCAAGCCUGGACGUCUGAGCCCGCCCAGAGCAGUGGAAGCUGGGCGGGAGCCCGAUUCUCCUGGACCAGCUACACAAGGAGGAACACGGCCUGGGGUCUGGGCCGCCACUUUCUGUCACCUCUGCUGCCUUCACCAGUCAGCGGUCCAGGAGCAGGUGCAGGUGCAGGAGCUGCAGGAUCUUCAGGAGCAGGAAGGUCAGCAGGAGCUGCAGGAUCUUCAGGAGCAGCAAGGUCAGCAGGAGCUGCAGGAUCUUCAGGAGCCAGGAAGGUCAGCAGGAGCUGCAGGAUCUUCAGGAGCAGCAAGGUCAGCAGGAGCUGCAGGAUCUUCAGGAGCAGCAAGGUCAGCAGGAGCUGCAGGAUCUUCAGACGCAGCUGGAGCAGCAGGAGCUGCAGGAUCUUCAGGAGCAGCAAGGUCAGCAGGAGCUGCAGGAUCUUCAGGAGCAGCAAGGUCAGCAGGAGCUGCAGGAUCUUCAGGAGCAGCAAGGUCAGCAGGAGCUGCAGGAUCUUCAGGAGCAGCAAGAUCAGCAAGAGCUGCAGGAUCUUCAGGAGCAGCAAGGUCAGCAGGAGCUGCAGGAUCUUCAGGAGCAGCAAGAUCAGCAGGAGCUGCAGGAUCUUCAGAAGCAGCAGGAUCUUGAGGUUCAGCAGGAGCAACUGGAGGGAGCUCGCGGUCUCCUACUGGAUCCUGGUGGUCCUGUUUUUGGUCUCUGGCAUCUUCCCCUAUCCCUGCCUGCUCUGGACCUGUGACUGUUGGAAGUGGAGAGAGCUUUCAGUCUUGUGGAGGUGCUCAUGCUGUGAGAGAGGAAUACUUGACCCUCAUGCCUCCCUUUCCAUGGGCCUCUUCAAGGACAGACAUCUUCCCAGAGCUUUCCGGACAGCUCCCACCCAGCAGGUGCCCACAGGAUGUGUUUUGUGACUGAAUUCUUGUAGACAGGUGGUCUGAGGCCAAUCUUUUGCUCUGGUGCCAGCAGCAGCCUCUGGGGACACCUCCCUGUGUGGCCCGGCCCUCGGCCCUCCCUCACCUAUGCACAUGCACCAGCCCCGCCCUUCUCACCUUCGGGCUCUGCCUUGGUGGGCUCCUGGUCCUCCACCUGACUCCCAGGGAGGUGCUCCAGGUCAGAGCCGGGUCUGCUGAGCUGCCUGUCACCCACGGGCAGGCCCCUGGCGUGACGCCUGGGCGGUUUCUGGGGAGGAGGCCGUCGUGGUGGCGGGGACCCCUCCGUGUGCAGACUCACCCGGAGCUCGUGCUGGCCCUGAGAAGCGUGCAGCGGCCCCUCACUCGGGGAGGCGGCGUGAGUGUCCUCAUGCAGCGGCUCCUGCAGUGUCUGGCUCUGCAAUGACAGUGUCCGGCAGCCGGCCCGGCCCGGAGGUCUCAGAGCCCUGCCCGGCCAGGACCAUGCCUGCUUCUGCCCGCUCGACCGUCUGCUGCCAGAUCAGACUGGGACCUUGGGUCAGCUCAGACGGCCACCCAGGAAGGAAGAGACACAGCCAGAGGGCAUGGGCUUCGACUCGGGCAGCAGGGCCCUGCCCGGCUUGCCACAGCCCAGCCUGCCAGCUGGGACCCGGGGUGCGGACGUGACCGGCCCCCCCAGGCCUGUGACCCGCUCGUGCUUGAGGCAGGGCCCUCCUGCCUCCCCAACAUGACUGCCCACCUCCACCAGCAGUGAGGAAGGGGAUGUGGGGCUACCUGGGUGGGGUCUGCCCCGGGCCUCCCUGGGUUACCUUUGGGUCCCUGUGGCCAAAAGGCCAGAGGCGCCUGGGGUGAGAGCUGACCCAGCGCCGGCACCGCUGGCCCAGCCCCUCGCCGCGGGCCUUCCGGGGGCCACGGCCUCGGGGUGUUGGGACGCAGCAGAACAUGUCUGAGUUGAGCUGAGUUCACCAACCAAGUGAGCUGAGUAGGGGCUUCUCGACAGAGUGGGUGCCUGGUGACCUCAGUUCUAAGUUCUGUUGGGUUCUAUUGCCAGGGAAGCGAGGUCACUUCCUGGGGUCCCCUUCCCCAAGCUUCCUCCUUACACAAAGCUCCCCAAGGGCCUCUCUGGGCUGCCGACAGCUCACCUCCCAGCCCAUGCCAUGUCCACACACAGUGACACCAACUCAGCCCUCCUCCCCAGAACCCUGGGGAGGCCUGGAUGCAGCCAGGGCGCCAGCUCUGAGGACGCAGCUGGGUUCAGACCCCUCGUCAGCAGUGCUGUCACCCUGGACGAGCCACCUGCCUCUCAGGGUCUCUCCAAUUCCCCCAUUAGCUCAGUGGGCAUCAUUCUGGCCCCUGCUUCCUUGGGAAGCUAUCCUGUCUCUAGACCCAUAAAUACCUACCACACAUGUCAGCCCCGCGGGCUGGCAUCACGGGGAGCUCGUGCACAGACUCAGCUAAGGAAAGGCUCACAGAGGGCUGGUUGAGCACAGGGCACACCCCACACAGGCCGGGGUCUGCCCUGGGCUCUGGGGAAAGUCACCCUCCUUGCUGCCUGCUUCCCAGCUCCCUGUCGGCAGUUUGAAAUUAAACAACUCUGACAUCAUCCGUUCUGGCAUGCAACCUCCUAGGUCAUUCUGUCAUGUCAGAUUCAGGCCCAGUGUCCCAUCUCGGCCUCUGGGGUGGGCUGCCCCACAGUGGCUCCCUGCUUUUUUGCCUUCUGGUCACACAUCCUUGUGUGAUUCCCACACACUCCUCUGCAGGGUCGUGGGCACUGGGACCAGGUUCUGACAUGUAGACUGACUUGUGAAAGUGUGCGUGACUUCCACUCAUUCCCAUCUCUAGUGUCCAUUCUCUCUCUGUGUGUGUCUUUCAGUUCCUCUCUGUCUGUCUUUUCUCUCUCUUUGUCUCUCUGUGUUUCAGUCUGCCUGUCUCUUUCCUGUAUGUAUGUGUGUAUAUAUUUAUGUGUAUAUGUGUGUAUUUAUGUGUGUCUAUUGUUAGAACCCAGGGCAGGUCACUGAUGAAAAUGCCUUGAUGACAUACUGAUUGUUUUAAAUUCAUGUUACUGAAGAAAAAACAUCUCUGAAAGUUGUGCAGGCACUUUGGUGGGGUCAGCUCUAAGGAUCAGCACUGCUGGGGAAGGGAUGCACCUGUGGCCAUUUGAUGACUCCUGUACCCUGUUCCCCCAGAGAGAAGUGUCUGUUCACUCUUCCCUCCCGGGGAUCUGCUGGGGCCUCUGCCUCCUCACAUUGUUGCCAGGGCUGGUUGUCACCAGGCUAAAGCCCUGCCAGUGUGAUGGUGACCAGCACUGCCUCGCAGGGUGUCCGUCUGCCUGUGUCCUCACCUGAGAGUCGAGCAUCUCUAACACACACUGGCCACCUGCACUGCUUCUCAUUGGAACUGCUUGUGUGUGUUCUGUUUCUUUUCAGAACACUGGGUUUCGAGAGGUUUUUAGACCACAUGGGUGUGAAACCUUUCUCUGACCUCGGGUCAUGAACAGUGUUUUUUCCAGGUUGUGAUUUGUCUUUCCAGCUGUCUUUCUUGGUCUUUGUUUUUUGGUUUUAUUUUGCCAGAGGAAGAGCUAAGCAUCUCCCUCUGGCUCUGGCUUCACACUUAGAACAGCAGUGCCUACCCCGAAAUUAUGCACAUAGUUACUAAAAAGGCUUCAUUUAGGACGUCUCAUCUUUAAUUCAUCUGGAUUUUCCUCUGAAAAUACAAAAAUGCUAAUUCAUGUAAAAACAAAAAAAUUCACCCGUCCCGGCUUAAGAUAUGUGGGCAGAAAAUAAAAAGCCACCUUUUAUUAUUUCAUUGAUAGGGAACCUCGAGGACAGGUAAAGACAGAGGAAGGGGAUGAGGGCUUGUCACGGGCUGGGGGAGGGAGGACGUGGGGUGAGCUUUGGAUACAAGCUUUUACUUUGAGGAAGGAAAUAGUCUAAAACCAGACAGAGGUGCUGAUGUCACAGCAUUGUGAGUGCACUUAAUGCUCCUAAACUGCACAACUUAAAAGGCUAAACUUAAUUCUUGUAGACUUAAACCAUAAAAAUAGAUGAUACAUAAUAGAAAAGAACAAAUCUGACUCCAUAUUAGAUCUCUUCCUGUGGCUUUAACCCUGUGCCCUGUUUUCUAGGCUUAGUCUCAUCUAUCUGGUAAACAGGAGAGCCUGUUCUCAAGGCUCUGAUCUUUAAGCAGAUUAACACUUUUGCACUGAUACAAGACAGCAAGUUGCCGAAUAGAAAUUAGCUUGUUUUGUUAGAGGUUUUACAGGGGCACCAUGACUUGAUCCACGUGGACAGCUGUAGACCAAGAACAUGGCCGACUAAUGUCCUGGAGAACCAUCUUCCCCAAGUCAGACUUUAGGUUCCUUUUCUGCUAAAAAGGGGAGGGGCUGUGGUUGGUUGUUGCAAACUUCUUAGUGCAGGAAUUCUUUGUUUUUGGAAUCCUUUGCAGCUGUCCCUGUGGGUCAGGUUAUGGUGCCCCUGUAAAUCCUCCAACAAAACAAAGGUUAUUCCCUAUUCUGCAACUUGUUAUCUUUAUAGGAGUGCAAAAGUGUUCAUAUCCUUAAAGGUCAGAGCCCUGAGAGUAGGCUCUCCUGUAUAUUUCAGGCUAAAAGCAACAUUGUUUUACAAAAGCUGCAGAGCUAGUAAGACUAAGCCUAGAAAACAGGGCACAGGGUAGAAGGAAAAGGAACAGAUUUAAAUUAGUCAAAUUUGUUUUUUUCUACUACAGUGCCUUUUGGUGAGAGGUAAGCGGUUGUUUCCAGGUGGGUCCUUCUCUGCCCAGGCUGGGGUUCAGGCAGGAGCCCUGCCAGGUUCACCGUGACUGUGGACCUGAUCUCCCACAGAGAAAGUAACAAUUAUCAGUGAUUAAAAUUACCUGUCAAAGUCCCUUCAAUUGCCUGUAAACUAUAUGGCGGGGGCAGAGGCGGACAGGGAACUUCUCAUUGGCCCAUCAACAGUCUCCCCAAUGCAAGAGACCAGCGUCAUGGCUGGCUCCAAGGUGGCCUGGCUAGUGCAGCUGCCCGCUUGGCUCUCCAGCCUUGGGCUCCUAACAAGGACACUUUCAAAUUUCCUGUCCCUUUUCCCUCUGCCCCGGCGUGAAUGAACGUGGUCCCUGCAACCACCUGGGCUGAGCCCAGGCCACACACAUAGCCCGAUUCCCACAGCCCACUGCCUACUGUCCAUCUCCAGGCUCAGCUGCACCCUUACCCCCUCACAGGUUCCUGUGCCUCCACUCAGGGUCCGGAUCACCAUCCGGGCCAUCAACCACCCAAGGCCCACAGGCCAGUGGCAGGCAGCCCAGGACCACCCUGACCCCCAGGCUCAGAUGAGGCACAGGGUGUGGGGGUUAGAGUGCCUGAGCUGGAAUUGGAACUGCCUCCAGCCUGGCCCGCUGCGCCCUGUAGCCUCAGACUGUGCUGUGCACACUAGGCCGGAGCUCCGCUGGUGGCAGUCACCAUGGUGACCAGAGCCCGGACUUCCUCACCCCACCCGUGGGUUAAGGGGUGAGGGUGUCAGCUCCAAGUAGGGGUGCACUCUGAGUGAGGGGGAUCCCACAGUUAGGACAGGCUGAGGGGUGAAGGGGACCAUAUCAGAAUGUUAGGGGGUCCUGCGGUGAGGCAUGAGGAGUGUGCUUGGGGUGUGAGGGCCAAAGGUUAGUACUAGCGGGGUGGAGUGUGGGGGUGGGGACCUCCUUGUGACAAGAAGCCCUGUCUUGGGGGUGUAGUCUGAGACUGGGCCUGUCUGGAGGUUGGGGGGCAAGCAAGAGGAGUGGGGCUGGGGUGUGUGGCCUGGCCCAUGGCCGGUGGUGGUCCUGGUUGAGCCAGGACCUGGUCGGUGAUGGGGUGGGGUCAUUGGGGAUGGAGACCCAGAGGGGUGGGCCCACUCUACUGCCCUGGCCUGCCCUGGCCGUCUGGGCCCCACUCACAGAGAACCAGACAGUGGGAGCCCCACCCCGAGCAUCUGCGCUGCAGGCCUGAGGAGGAGGGUUGCGGACGCGCACAUGCCGGACCCCGCCUGGCCUGUAUGGAAGCUGGACGGGAAGUGGGUGCUCCUGGACCAGCUCCUGAGG